This is a messenger RNA of Rhagoletis zephyria (snowberry fruit fly), 3306 nucleotides long. Its product is annotated as chaoptin. Gene Ontology annotation, molecular function: protein binding. Gene Ontology annotation, cellular component: plasma membrane. Lineage: Eukaryota; Metazoa; Arthropoda; Insecta; Diptera; Tephritidae. The record is from RefSeq and is a predicted model, not a curated record.
AUGGUAUUUAUGGGUCCCUCUACUGCAUUCUUUGGGGACUUUAAGCGACAUAUUAAAAAAAUUCCAUCUCGCGCUCUCAACACUAUGCAAAAAUUGAGCGCACUCGAUUUCGAUUACAAUGAAAUAGUACGCAUCGAAGAUUACAGCUUUUAUGGGCUUCGCUUAUCGAAACUCAACAUGAAAGGCAAUCAGCUGCAGUCGAUACCCGAGCAUGCGUUCGCCGGCCUAGAGGAAUCCAUACAGGAGAUUGAUUUAUCAGAGAAUGCGUUGCGCACAUUUCCGCUGCUGGCGUUACGCAAACUCGACUACUUGCGUACUCUGCGUCUAUCAAACAAUAAAAUCUCCACAUUCUAUGGUGACAUAGCGCUAGUGACGAACAACGCUUCAGCUGCGGCGGCAGUGCUCCGACUACCUUCAUUGGUAUUCUUAGACUUGAGCUCGAACCAGUUCACGGAGAUCGUGAACGAUUGCUUCGGCGCUUUUCCGCAAUUGAAGACGCUUUCUUUGUACGCUAAUCAAAUUGAACUUGUACAACCGGAUGCGUUUAAAAGCUUGAAGGAGCUGAUGUCGCUCGACAUGUCACACAAUCGCAUCAUUGCGUUGGAUGCAAAAAUUUUCGAUCAGAAUAAGCGCUUGCAGACAGUGGAUCUGAGUCACAAUCAUGUGCAUUCAAUAAGUGGCGUGUUCUCAAACUUGCCGCAGCUGCGCGAGGUCUUCCUAUCCGAGAAUAACAUACUCGAGCUGCCGGCGGAUGCUUUUACAAACUCAUCCAACGUGGAUGUCAUUUACCUGGAAUCGAAUGCCAUUGCCCAUAUUGACCCGAAUGUAUUUAGCACGCUUGUGAAUCUGGACCAUCUGUAUUUGCGUUCGAAUUUCAUACCAUUAGUGCCUGUAACGCUGUUUAAUAAGUGCCAGAAACUCUCCUCACUUUCGUUGGACAACAAUGAAAUACAAGAUCUUGAAAUCGGCAUGUUCCGGAAGCUGGAGUUCCUGCGCGAAGUGAGACUACACAACAAUCGUAUACGACGCAUACGUAAAGGAGUUUUCGAGCCACUGCCUGCAUUGCAGGAGCUACAUGUGCAGAAGAACAACGUUGAGGACAUCGAGCCGGGCGCCUUUCAGAGCCUUUCCAAUUUGCAGCACAUCAACUUGCAGGAUAACCAGCUGACUGUGCUGGAAGAUAUCUUCCCAAAUGAAAAGACAAACUCCUCGCUUCUCUCCAUACAACUGGAAGCAAAUUAUCUGCACAAGAUCCAUACGAAGACCUUUCGCAAGCAAGAGCGUAUACAAAUCAUGUGGCUGCGUGACAACCAGCUGACCCGAGUAGACAAAUCAAUGUUUGUGGACCUGCAGCUGCUCGGACGAUUGUACCUCAGCAACAACCAGAUACGGGACAUCGACAAGGAUACAUUUAGUACGCUGAAGCAUUUAAAGUUUCUAGAUCUGAGUGGUAAUCGGCUGAAGCAUGUGCGACGUGAGUACUUUGCGCCAUUGGCGAGCUUGGAAGAACUCAGUCUUUCGCAAAACUACAUUGAGGCUGUAGAGAGUUAUUCCUUUAAUAAAUUAAAAAACAUAAGGGUGCUCGACCUUUCCAACAAUCCACUGGUGCAACUAACAAAAGAUAUUUUUAUGGACGAACUGCCUUUGACAUAUUUGAAUCUGCGCAACACCUCGCUGCGUAAAAUUGAGCUGCACACAUUCAAGUCGCUACAGAAUCUAAACGAACUCAACUUUGAAGAGAACCAGCUAAAUCCUGCAGACAUACAAAAACUGGAAGUGCCCAGUCUGCGCAGCCUCUUCCUCUCGCACAACGACUUUAGUCAGGCCAGGGUUGGCGGCAUAAUGGCCGAUAUGUUCGACAAGAUGCGCUCGCUACAAUUGCUCACAAUGGCCAACUGCAGUUUGGAAAGUGUGCCAGAUCAAAUAUUCUCAAAGAAUACAAAUCUGGUUAAGCUUGAUCUUUGCGACAACAGAUUAACGGUUAUGAAUCGCAACAUCUUCAGUGGCCUCAAUGUGUUCAAAGAGUUGCGAUUGUGCAAUAACCAGAUCUCCGAAUUCCCGCACAUUGCGCUCUACAAUUUGAGCACGCUGGAGACUUUGGAUUUGUCACGCAAUCAGCUAAGCUCCGUCGACUUCUUCAAAUUAAGUGGCACUUUGAAUUUGCGGCAACUCAAUUUGCAUGAUAACAAAAUCACUUCGUUGAGUGGCUUCAAUGCGGUUAACCUCACACAGUUGGACAGCAUCGAUCUUAGCGGCAAUCUUUUGCUAUCACUGCCCGCGAAUUUUCUUCGUCAUUCGAUUAAUUUGCAACGCGUUGAUCUCUCGAGCAAUCGCUUCUUACAGCUGCCGAGCUCAGCGUUGUCAGACAUCUCGAUACCGCGUUUAUCUUGGCUCAAUCUUACAGGAAACCCAAUAAACAAGAUUUACACGGUGAAGGAGGAGCGCUACCCAUAUCUCAAAGAGCUUUAUAUCUGCCAAACGAAUUUAUCCAUACUGACCUCGAAAGACUUUGAAGCUUUUCAGGCGUUACAGCAUCUACAUUUGGUCAAUAAUCGCAUUACGCGCAUCUCACCCGGCGCCUUUAAGUCGCUCACAAAUCUGCUGACGUUGGACCUCAGCGUGAAUGAAUUGGAAAUGUUGCCAAAAGAACGUCUGCAGGGCUUGAGGCUGCUACGCUUUCUGAAUAUUUCUCACAAUACGCUGAAGGAUUUGGAAGAGUUUAGCAGUGAUUUAGCGCAGUUGCAGACAUUCGAUUUGUCCUUCAAUCAAUUGGAUCGUAUAUCGAAGAAGACUUUCCGCAACUUGCAUGGUUUGAUGGAACUUUAUCUGAUGGGCAAUCGCAUGACUGUUUUGUCGACUGAUGCUUUUCGCUUCCUAAGAAAACUGCAUGUACUCGAUUUGCGUAAGAACUACUUCGAGCUGGUGCCGAUUGAAGCGCUCAAACCACUGGAGACAAAUAUAAAAACACUAAAACUGGAAGAAAAUCCACUGCAUUGCAGCUGUGAUGCGCAAAAACUUUGGGAAUGGUUGCGUGAUCAUCGAAAAUGGUCACAGCAAGCUGGCGGUGAUAAUAUUAAUUACUUGAGGUGCGAACAUCCAGCUGAAUUGCGUGGCAAAGUAUUUGCCAAAAUGGAACCACAACAAUUCUGUGAUGCACCUUUGAUACCGAAAAUCGCCAUACAGGACAUUCAACCGUAUUCGGUGGUGGUUUCGUGGUUAAGUCGUGAACAUUUGGGUUUAACUGGUUAUGAAAUUGUCUAUUAUGCGACCGCAGAUGGCAUUGAUUAUGAUGAGGUGAGUGAAUAG